Molecule: messenger RNA, 1452 nt
Organism: Linepithema humile (Argentine ant)
Lineage: Eukaryota; Metazoa; Arthropoda; Insecta; Hymenoptera; Formicidae
Biological process (GO): DNA integration
Molecular function (GO): nucleic acid binding
Source: RefSeq, a predicted model, not a curated record
AUGCGCUUCGCUCAUCGGCUUCGUCACCGGGCAACGCAUCAGGUAACGAUCAAUGAAGCUCCAUCCGCCCUUUCGGCGAGCGAAUGCCGAACCGCGCGAGAUUUCUGGCUUCAGCGCGCUCAGGAGGAAUUAUUUCCAGUAGAUCGAAAGGCGCUACAAAAUCAAAAGGCCCUGUCCUCAAAGAGCCGACUCCUCUCUCUUAAUCCUUUUCUGGGCAGAGAUAAAUUAAUUCGCGUUGGCGGGCGGUUGUCCAACGCUCUCAUUGCCCUUCCACGCAAACAUCCCGUCAUUCUCGCGUCGCAUCCACUGGUGACGCUCCUAGCUCAUCACGCUCAUCUGCGAUCCCUUCACGCCGGCACUCAACUCACGCUCGCAACAUUGCGUCGCGAAUUCUGGAUAAUCCGAGCUCGAAGCGUGGUAAAAGCGGUGAUAAAUCAGUGCAUAGUCUGCACUCGAGAAAAGGCGGCGACGCAAACGCAGCUGAUGGGCGACUUGCCGACGGUGCGAGUCGCGCCUCCCGCACGCGCGUUCUUGCAUUGCGGUGUUGAUUACGCCGGUCCGGUCUCAAUUCGAGCGAUGUCCGGCCGCGGCGUUAAAUCACACAAGGCGUACAUCGCCGUUUUCAUAUGUAUGGCGACUCGCGCUAUCCACCUAGAAGUCGUCGAGGGCUAUGCCACCUCGGCAUUUCUAGGAGCUUACUCUCGAUUUUGCGCACGACGAGGACUUCCAGAGUCCAUGUACUCCGACAACGGAACUACUUUCGUGGGGGCCGAGCGCGAGUUAUCUAUAGCCUUCCGAGCGGCUCUUCGCGAGCCUGAAUUUCUAAAUCGCACGGCCACGGAUAAUGUAACAUGGCGUUUUAUUCCUCCAUCGGCUCCACAUUUCGGCGGGCUCUGGGAGGCAGGUGUCCGAAGCGUAAAACACCACCUCCGUAGGAUAGUUGGGUCUCACACUCUGACCUUCGAAGAAUUCACUACCGUGCUCUGUAACAUCGAAGCAUGUCUAAAUUCUCGGCCUCUCGCCCCGCUUACUGAUACCGUCGACGAUUACGAGCCGCUCACGCCAGGCCACUUUUUAAUAGGAUCUGCCUUGACUACGCCUCCGGAACAAUCAGUACUGGAAAUCAACGAGAAUCGUCUGUCCCGAUGGCAACUAGUGCGACAGCUGACGGAGCGAUUUUGGAAAAUUUGGCAAAAUGACUAUGUAAACACGCUUCAACAACGGGUGAAGUGGCGAAAAGUAGCCAAAGAUUCUGUUCGAGUCGGCAAAUUAGUACUGCUAAAAAACUCAUUGCUCCCGCCGUGCAAAUGGGAACUAGGGCGCAUUCUAGAGUGCCAUGCGGGCCCUGACAACCUCACGCGUGUUGUCACAGUCAAAACCAUCUCCGGCGAGUACAAACGACCGCUAGUAAAAAUAUGUCUCCUACCGAUCGACAUGGAGUCGACAAAUUAG